Molecule: messenger RNA, 1738 nt
Organism: Salvia splendens (bonfire salvia)
Lineage: Eukaryota; Viridiplantae; Streptophyta; Magnoliopsida; Lamiales; Lamiaceae
Exons: 2
Coding region: 104-637 (177 amino acids)
Source: RefSeq, a predicted model, not a curated record
AAAUUGAUUUUUCAAGGUUUACCGCUCAAAUAUCUUCGAUGUUCGACCUUUUGAAAUUUUCGUUGGAAAUUGAAUCUUCAACCGAAAAUUUCCGCUUGCAGCUAUGGCAAGCGAAGCCGCCCACGACAAUCCCGACGAAUGGGAGCUCAUAAACGACGACGGCUUCGUCUACAAGCGCAAGAAGCGCCCCCGCCUCGAACCCUCCGCCGCCGCCCCUCCGCCGGCGGAUCCGGCGGCGGAGCGGAAGCACCGACUCGAGCGGCGGAAGAGGGCCUUGCUGAAGUUGAAAGAGAGGUACCUGGAAGAGAUUGGCCGGUGGGAACUUUUGUCGAACACGUUGACUGCAAUGGAGCAGAAUGCUACGAAACAGUCGAUGGAGCUUCCCACGACUUCUUCUGAUGGGGCUUCUAGCUCCGGCGACAUUUCGGCGGCGGAUUCAUCUCGCCGGAGACUCGUCGGUGACCUUCUCGCUCAGGUUGAAGCACAGGAGGCUAUAAUUAGGGAUGUAUCGAGUUUGUGCGAUAUAGCUGAAGGGCUGUGCAGUGCACAGGAGGGGAGAUUCAAGCAGAAGCUAAUAGACCUACCGAUUUGGGAUCCGUUACCGGACGAGCUCAUGAAAGCAUUAGGUGAUGGAUGAAUUGAGCAAUUCGCAUCUGUUAGCUAUAGGUAAGUGGAAUAAUUUGAUUAAUUUUGUGAUUGAAAUCAUGAAAAAGUAGAAAUUAGGGGAAAAUGUAGAAUGGGUGGAGAUGUUCAACUUGUAAUCUUGUGUAAAUUGAGUAGGAGGGCGGUGAGAUUUGUUUUGAAUCAGUUGAGUUGUAGAGUUGCUUCUUAUCUGUAUAAACUAGGAUUUGUUAUGGCGGGCUCGUUGAUGUUUGAGCAAGAAUGGUGUGAAAAUUAUGGAUGGGUUCUGGUUCUUGGCAUUUCUUGAUGUCUCUAGAUCCGGAUACUGUGGCGUGGUGGUGGUCUUGCUGAGUUCUUGCUUCAUAGCUGUAUAAACUAGGAUCCGUGGUGGCAGGCUUGUUGAUGUAGUUGAUCUUUGAGCAAGAAGGAUGUGAAAAUGAUGGAUGAGUUAUGAUUCUUGGCAAUUUUUUAUGUCUUUGGAUCUGGAUAUGGUGGCGUGGUGGUGGUAGUCCGGUGGAGGAGGAUUAGAGUGUUCACACGAAGCUCGUCUGCCACUUUGUUGAUGUAGUUAGUCUUUGAGCAAGAAGAAUGUGAAAAUGAUGGAUGACAUUUCUGGUUCUUGCCAUUUCUUGACAACUCUCGAGCCAGAUAGGGUGGCGUGGUGGUGGUGGUGGUCCGGUGGAGGUUUAGGGUGUUCAUACGAAACUCGUGUGCCACCUUGUGAUGUGGUUGAUGGUCUUUGAGCAAGAAGAAUAUGUUGCAAACAUUUCUGGUUUUUGGCAUUUCUUUAUGUCUCUUGGGCUGGAUAAGGUGGCGCGGUGGUGGCACGGUGGAGGAUUAGGGUAUUCAUUAGAAGCUUGUAGUUUGUUUCUAGAUAAUGAUGGCUAGAUGUGGAAUUUGUAAGAUGAAACAAGGCAGCAAUUAUCCAAUCUUGAUGUGAUUUCUUUUGGAGAAAUUUGUUGUUCAUGUUGGGGUGUUGUGUGAUGUGAUCAGCCUAUUUGUGUUGUGUGUUUCUAAUUGUGAAGAUAUGGUCUUUAAGACCAGCUACAUGUCCAAUUAAUUUGUGUAUCGUUAUGGAUAUCUAUUGAAUCUAUUAAAACUUUCAAUUUGUUGGCUA